AACAGACAUAGUAAUUCAAUUCACGUUGAAUUGUUAAAAGCAUGGCUUCACAAUGCGUUUAUACCAUGGAGGACGUUUUAGAGAAGAUUAUCAAGAUAGGGACAAAGGUUGAGGAGAUAGAGAAAAGACUGAAUGCAAUAGAGGCUCAACAGACUGGAAAUUGUCCAAUCGUCAAAACUCCGAAGGUUGCCUUUAGAACCCAACUGAGUUCUAAUCUCGGAACUGUAUCAUCUGGUUCCACAGUAAAGUUUGAUCAGGUUGACCUUAACCUUGGCAAUGCAUAUAAUGACGGCGUCUUUACCGCACCGUAUAGCGGCACGUAUAUAUUUUCGAUGGUACUUGGAAACCCUGCGGGAAAGCCUGGAGCCUUCUUCAUGAAGAAAGACGGCGUUGGAAUCAUAUAUGCUAUAGCUGGGCACACGACAGGAUGGAAUAUCGGCGGUGUCACCACAGUUGCUGAACUCGUUACCGGUGACCGAGUGUGGGUUGAAGGUGGAGGACAUGUGUCUGGCGCUUAUCCCACAGCCAGAUACCACACUGGGUUCUCUGGCAUUCUUGUAAAUGCAUACUGAACGGAAGCAGUGAAGCUAAUGAAAAACAACUGACUUGUAGAAUCAUUAAAUAGCAUCACUCCGCCGUCCUUGAGACAUUGCAUUCAUUCAUCUGUUACCAAAGUAAGAAACCCAGGAAAAAUGGGAAUAAAAUCAAAUUUUUGUUAUAAAGCUGUUCAUAUAAAAUGCCACAGAUUUCUAAGUUAGACGCGUCCUAAAAAGUGUGUAUACACCAAUAUGUGUAAGUGCAUUUGUAAACAAUUAAUAUCUCAUCCAUACCUUUUGUUAUUGUCAAUGCUUUUUUUUUAUUGCUUUAUAAGGAGAAUGAUUAAUAUUAUUAAUAUUAUGGUGUUGUAUUUUAUAUAAGCCAGUGUUUACAUUAAAAUUACCUUUUUCCAUUUAAAAAUUUUGCUUACUUGAUGCUGCAUGUUAUCAAACAUAUUGUGAAUUUUUAAAAAAACAAAACAAAUACAAGUCCAGAAUCUUGACCCAAGUCAGAAAUUACAGUAAUUUCUGCCCGAAAUAUGAAUACGAAGAAUCUAUAUUCGAAAGGGUCUUUAUGUGUUUCAAAGUUGCAGUGUCGAUCGAUAUGCCAAUUUUUGUAGGUUAGGUGCCUCUUCCAUUUAUAUUCCAUGAAUUUUCGUUAAAAAUCAAAUAUCAUGUGUAAGAACACACCGGCAAGAAUUGUUUAUGGAGAGAGGGAGAGGGAGCUUAUUUAUACUCGCCACCGGCGUUAUCAUAUGGGCAAGUGGCACACCGUAUACUUUUCUGCGACAAGUUUGGCUUGGGUAGCUGAAAGCUAAGUCAUGAUUUCUCAGCAGUGGGUCUGAUGAUCUUUCUCCUGUGUCGAUUCGGGAGGAUGUCAUCAACUGCCAACACCCCGGUCCGGAAAUUUUAAAAGUCAAAUUCUUCUGGAUUUUGAAUAAAGAAUCUUUUAAAAGC
This is a messenger RNA of Mercenaria mercenaria, 1493 nucleotides long. RefSeq lists its product as uncharacterized. Gene Ontology annotation, molecular function: protein binding. The transcript is spliced from 2 exons. The record is from RefSeq and is a predicted model, not a curated record. Lineage: Eukaryota; Metazoa; Mollusca; Bivalvia; Venerida; Veneridae. The coding region runs from base 42 to 572 and encodes 176 amino acids.